UGAGUAGUAUAUUAGAACAGGAUCAUGAUACUUUAUAUAAAAAUCAUGAUUCUGUUUGAAGAGAUUAUCACAAUUCAAUAUAAUCAAUCAUAGCAUUAUUUUUUGUUUGCUGUGCAUUGCUUUCUCAUUGUUUUUGAGUAUAUUUAAUUAAUGACUACUUUUUUCUGAUUUGAAAAUUAAGAAACGUAAGAGAAUGAAAAUUGAGAAUGUGCUUAAAGCUUUUGGUGCUUAAAUGUUGUAAGUUUGAUUUAGAGCAGUUAUUCAGUAAAGCAGCGGUCAUAAUGGUGUAAGAAGUGCAUGUUCAUAAGUCUGGUUGAAUGACACCUAUUUUUUCCCUUGUAGCUGUUUGGACAUUCGAGGGACAGUGGAAUAUGUCCUUGGGAAAUGUCUCUGGCAAAAUAAUACAUCAAUUUGUCAUCGGUGGUUUUGACACACUUGACAGACCUCUGACAGUGGGGAUUGUAAUUCUGUGUAUCUAUCUCCUAGUCAUGCUUUCUAAUUUGGCAAAUAUAUGUUUUAUCCUUCAUGAUAAGCGUUUGCACAAGCCAAUGUAUCUUCUGAUUUGCAACCUUGCUGUAGUUGAUAUGCUGUACAGCUCCAGUGCCUGUCCAACUAUGAUUGGUGUGCUGGUAGCUGGUGAUAAAGCCAUAGCUUAUGUGUCAUGCUUCAUUCAGAUGUUUGUUUUCCACCUGGGGGGCGUAAUGGAGAUGUUUGCUAUCUCUGUCAUGGCUUUUGAUCGUUUGAUUGCAAUCUCUAAUCCACUGAGGUAUCAAAGUAUCCUCACCAAUGUUCGUACUCUGGUUCUGACUGGUGCUCUGUGGUUGGUUGCCUGUGCUUUUGUGGCUGUUAUGCCUGCCACUGUGUUAUCUCUCCCUUACUGCCACUCAACCCUCAAAUACACCUUCUGUGAUUAUGCUGCGUUAGUGAGAGCCACUUGUGUCAAUCCUAGCUACUAUUUUAAUAUGAUAACCAUUAUCACCUUCUUUCUCCUGUUUGGCACUUUCUGUUCUAUUUGCCUGUCCUACAUAUGGAUCAUAUUUGCUAUGGUUAAAAUGUCCUCCAAGAACGACAAAAGGAAGAUGUACAGUACUUGCUUCAGUCACCUGAUAGUGGUAGUGUGUUAUUACGUUCCUUUAUUUGUACGAAUAGUCUUGACCAGGCUAGGUGUGGUGCUGACCUUGGAAGAGCGUCAUGGUCUGAUGAUCGGGGCUAUUCUUGGGCCCUCUCUUGUAAAUCCUUUUGUAUACUGUUUUAGAACCAAGGAGAUCAAAAACAAAAUGUUGAAGAUGUUUAACAAAGUUGCGCCCACUGAAUAAAAAAAGAACGGUUUAAUG
This is a messenger RNA of Oncorhynchus kisutch (coho salmon), 1334 nucleotides long. Its product is annotated as olfactory receptor 10G4-like. Gene Ontology annotation, cellular component: membrane. The record is from RefSeq and is a predicted model, not a curated record. Bases 318 to 1316 code for a protein of 332 amino acids. NCBI's taxonomy places the organism in Eukaryota, Metazoa, Chordata, Actinopteri, Salmoniformes, Salmonidae. Gene Ontology annotation, biological process: G protein-coupled receptor signaling pathway; detection of chemical stimulus involved in sensory perception of smell. Gene Ontology annotation, molecular function: olfactory receptor activity; odorant binding; G protein-coupled receptor activity. The transcript has a single exon.